GUGGGCCGGCCAGGCAGCUCCGGGCGGCGGCGGGGCGUGCAGCCGGGAGGCCAUUUCCUCGCUGCGCCCCUGGUGGAGCCGGGUUUGCUUGCUCUUGGCAGCCGCCGCCGCCGCCGCGCGAAUCGGACCUCCGGGAGGCCGGAGGGGAAAUCAGGUCACCGGUUCGCAGAUGCGGCGCUGAGCGGGCGCCCUGGUCCGGAGUAAGACAGCGCCCGGGAAGUGGCAUGGGGCGGGCCGGUCGCGCGGGGAGGCGGGGACUCCGGCACCCGGGCCAUACUCGGUUCCUACGCCAAUAAAAGUGGAGUGGCCGGGGAGGGCCGGCGGGGCCCUGGCUGCGGCCGCCUCUCUUCCACCAAGGAGUUGACAUUUUGCAAGACUAGCGCGACGCCCCGUCGCCUGCGCUCCCCGGGACCCCGCCGCCGGGAGAAGGGGGCGGAGGAGGGUGGAGACUGCGGGGCUUGGCCAAGGAAGGCGCACAUCCUCGGGCGGGCGGCCGUGACGCGGCGGGGAUUAACUUUACAUGAAUAAUAUCUGCAGUUUCCCUCCCAUUGGCCAUCCUGCGUGGGUGCCAAGUUCCACACAUGAUUUAAUGGAUAAGAAGGAGAUGGCAGUGAUCUCCAGAAUGAUCCAGAAUGAUUACUAACCUAUGACUCCCAACAGUAUGACAGAAAAUGGCCUACCAGCCUGGGACAAACCGAAGCAUUGUCCAGACCAAGAACACGACUGGAAGUUAGUAGGAAUGUCUGAAGCCUGCCUACAUAGAAAGAGCCAUUCAGAGAGGCGUAGCUCAUUGAAAAAUGAAGAGUCGUCACCACAUCUCAUCCAGGCCACUUGGACUAGCUCAAUAUUCCAUCUGGAUCACGAUGAUGUGAAUGAUCAGAGUGUCUCAAGCGCCCAGACUUUCCAAACUGAAGAGAAGAAAUGUAAAGGGUACAUACCCAGUUACUUAGACAAGGAUGAGCUAUGUGUAGUGUGUGGUGACAAAGCCACUGGGUAUCACUAUCGCUGCAUCACCUGUGAAGGCUGCAAGGGUUUCUUUAGAAGAACAAUUCAGAAAAAUCUCCAUCCAUCCUAUUCCUGUAAAUAUGAAGGAAAAUGUGUCAUAGACAAAGUUACGCGAAAUCAGUGUCAGGAAUGUCGCUUUAAAAAAUGCAUCUAUGUUGGCAUGGCAACAGAUUUGGUGCUGGAUGACAGCAAGCGUCUGGCAAAGAGGAAGCUGAUAGAGGAGAACCGGGAGAAGAGACGGCGGGAAGAGCUGCAGAAAUCCAUCGGGCACAAGCCAGAACCCACAGAUGAGGAAUGGGAGCUCAUCAAAACCGUCACCGAAGCCCAUGUCGCCACCAAUGCCCAAGGCAGCCACUGGAAGCAGAAGCGGAAAUUCCUGCCUGAAGAUAUUGGACAAGCACCAAUAGUAAAUGCCCCAGAAGGUGGAAAGGUUGACUUGGAAGCCUUCAGCCAUUUUACAAAAAUUAUCACACCAGCAAUUACCAGAGUGGUGGAUUUUGCCAAAAAGUUGCCUAUGUUUUGUGAGCUGCCAUGUGAAGACCAGAUAAUCCUCCUCAAAGGCUGCUGUAUGGAGAUCAUGUCCCUUCGCGCUGCUGUGCGCUAUGACCCAGAAAGUGAGACUUUAACCCUGAAUGGGGAAAUGGCAGUGACGCGGGGACAGUUGAAAAACGGAGGUCUUGGGGUGGUGUCGGACGCCAUCUUUGACCUGGGCAUGUCCCUGUCUUCUUUCAACCUGGAUGACACUGAAGUAGCCCUCCUGCAGGCCGUCCUGCUGAUGUCUUCAGAUCGCCCAGGGCUCGCCUGUGUUGAAAGAAUAGAAAAAUACCAGGAUAGUUUUCUGCUGGCCUUUGAACACUAUAUCAAUUACCGAAAACACCAUGUGACCCACUUUUGGCCAAAACUCCUGAUGAAGGUGACAGACCUACGGAUGAUCGGAGCCUGCCAUGCCAGCCGCUUCCUGCACAUGAAGGUGGAAUGCCCCACGGAACUCUUCCCCCCUUUGUUCUUGGAAGUGUUUGAGGAUUAGACUGACUUCAUUCGUUCUCAUAUUUCCUUCAGCACUACUGGGAGUCAUUUCAUUCCAUUGCCUAGCUCUUUUAUUGUUUGUUUCUUUGUUUCUUUGUGUUG
Molecule: messenger RNA, 2133 nt
Organism: Choloepus didactylus (southern two-toed sloth)
Lineage: Eukaryota; Metazoa; Chordata; Mammalia; Pilosa; Megalonychidae
Gene: THRB
Product: thyroid hormone receptor beta
Exons: 10
Coding region: 647-2032 (461 amino acids)
Biological process (GO): negative regulation of transcription by RNA polymerase II; retinoic acid receptor signaling pathway; positive regulation of transcription by RNA polymerase II
Molecular function (GO): nuclear receptor activity; zinc ion binding; RNA polymerase II cis-regulatory region sequence-specific DNA binding
Source: RefSeq, a predicted model, not a curated record